This is a messenger RNA of Aspergillus tanneri, 372 nucleotides long. RefSeq lists its product as uncharacterized. Lineage: Eukaryota; Fungi; Ascomycota; Eurotiomycetes; Eurotiales; Aspergillaceae. The coding region runs from base 1 to 372 and encodes 123 amino acids. The transcript is spliced from 3 exons. The record is from RefSeq and is a predicted model, not a curated record.
AUGCCGAUGAACUGGAACUCUGAAGCUGAUGCAAAGCUCUUCCUUGGAGUUUUGGCUCAGUUCGAUGGUUCUAAGCCCAAGCUGGAUUUUGAGAAGCUUGCCCAGUACAUGGGAUCUGAUUGUACUGCCUGUGCCGUCCAGAAUAGAGUCGUUCGUCUACGCAGGAUGGUCGAGUCGGCAGACUCUUCCACCACUCCUACCAGCACUCCUUCCAGCACUCCCCGCAAGCGUAAGGGAGCUGCCGCUCCCAAGACGCCGACCAAGAAGAGCAAAGUGGUGGAGAAUACUGCCGAUGAAAGUGAUAACGAGAAGAUUCUCCUCAAGGCUAUGAUUAAGAAGGAGAUUGACGGCGACUCCAAGGAUGAUGCGUAG